This is a messenger RNA of Lycium ferocissimum, 1372 nucleotides long. Its product is annotated as zinc-finger homeodomain protein 9-like. Lineage: Eukaryota; Viridiplantae; Streptophyta; Magnoliopsida; Solanales; Solanaceae. The record is from RefSeq and is a predicted model, not a curated record. Gene Ontology annotation, molecular function: DNA-binding transcription factor activity; transcription cis-regulatory region binding. The transcript has a single exon. Bases 206 to 1195 code for a protein of 329 amino acids. Gene Ontology annotation, biological process: regulation of developmental process; regulation of DNA-templated transcription. Gene Ontology annotation, cellular component: nucleus.
ACGCCACAAAUAAUUAAACCACCGUCCAUCUUUUCUUAUCUACAGUCCCCUUCUCCGCUCCUAGCUCUCCUCAUCAUCUUCAACCCAAAACUAAAAACAAACUCUUCCUUUCUUUUUUCAUCUUGGCCCUAAAUCUAAUGAUCAAAUCUUAGAAAAAGAGAGAAAACGCUGUAAAGCUAAACUAGAUGUAUGUUUUUUCUCAAUCAUGGAGUUGAGCAAUAACAACACUAGUACUAUUAUACCCACUAACAUAGUGAAAACCCCAGAAGCUGAAACUGAAGCACGUACUACUCAAAUCCAGCACAAUAAUAAUACUAAACCUUUCUCCAUAACUACUAAUGGUGUCCUUAAACGCCAUAAUAAUAACAAUCCUGUUUAUCUUCAUCACCAUCCUGUACCUGUUGUCGCAGUAGUUUACAAAGAAUGUCUUAAAAAUCAUGCUGCAACCAUAGGCGGCCACGCCGUUGACGGUUGCGGUGAAUUCAUGCCGUCCUUCACCGCAACCGCCACCGACCCCACUUCGCUAAAAUGCGCGGCGUGCGGCUGUCACCGGAAUUUCCACCGCCGCGAGCCAGAAGAAACCACCCCCGCGGCGGCUCUGGAAUUCCAGCCUCACCACCGGCACCACCCGCAGCCCCCGCUGCCUGGUGAGGACCACCACAGCUACCCGAAUUCCCCGUCUCCACCACCAAUCUCCUCAGCUUACUACCCAUCGGCACCUCACAUGCUACUUGCACUGAGUUCCGGGUUGUCAGGUCGACCCGUUGAGAACCCAAAUUUCAGUACGCGGGAUGCUUUGUGCACUGGGCUGACUACUACUGUGUCAAACCCAAAUGGGAGUACUCGAAAGCGGUUCAGGACGAAAUUUACGCAAAAUCAAAAGGACAAAAUGCUGGAGUUUGCAGAGAGAGUUGGAUGGAGAAUGCAGAAGCAAGAUGAAGAGAAUAUCAACAAAUUAUGCAACGAAAUUGGAGUGGAGAAGGGUGUUUUAAAAGUAUGGAUGCAUAAUAACAAGAACAAUUUUGGAAGAAAAGAUCAACACAAUGAUGGCAAUGGUAAUGCUAACGGUAUUGAUUUUGGUAUUAGUAGUAGAAAUGACAUUAACAAAGACGAAGGGGUAAAUCAUCACCCACUUAUCAACAAUAUAAGUGUUAGUGCUCAUGUUGUUGUUACUAAUGGGUCGUCUUCUUCUUGAACUUAGGUAGGUGGAUGGAUAAAUAAGGAUUUUAUCUAGAACAAAAAAAAAAUUGUUGAUGUUGGUACUGUUAUUUCUUUCUUUUCUUUAUGCAGUAUUAAUCUAGAUUCACAUCUCAAAAACAAAAUGUUGAUGAACUUCUUUUCGUCUGAUUAAUGCUCAGCUUGAUGAGAAUAA